AAGGAAGAGGAGACAGGCGCGUCUAAGUAGGAAAGCACACCCGAUAAGUCAUUUUGUCUGUUUUUUCUCUCUAAGAUCUCGCCAUCUUGUUCUUCAACUCCAUUGUUGAAUUCAUCGCUCGUUAAUCAUAAACAAUUUGGAAGAUCUUCAAGAAAAAAGUCUACAAAUAUAUUAGGAAGCUGGAAGAUGUCUGCAACUCUGUGAUUUGAUUGCGAGUCGCGACUGGAAAGUUUCGAAAUUGAGAUCGGAAUGACAAGAUUGGACUGUUGUUUUUGCUGAUUAAGAUGGAGAUUAACACUCAUCGGAAUCGUCGAUUCAUCUCUUUAUUAUUUCUGUUGUUACUCUCUUGUUUCUUUAGCAUUUGUUGUAGCAGUGAGGAUGAUUUCUCACAACUGCCUCCUAUCACGCCUAUCAAUCGCGAUCUCUACCACACUAGUGACGCUUUGAUGGAAGAGAUAGAAGCACUGGUUAACCGACACCAAGAUAGACUCCAUAUGGAGACAUUUCAAAGUACAAAUAAGGGCUACCAUGCUGAGCUAAAUGUAGUUACAUAUUGCCGGAAUAGGACAGCUAUUGACGACAAAUCGAAGUUCCGGAUACUUCUUAGUUUUGGGCAGCAUUCACGGGAGCUUAUUACCUCCGAGCUUGCAUUAAGGAUCCUCUCCAUCUUAAGUGAGGAGCAAUUUUUACCUAAAAUGGAUCCUCUGUUGCUGAACAAGGCCCUUGAGAAGAUUGUUAUAAAGGUGGUACCCUUGGAAAAUCUGAAUGGGCGUAAAAAGGUCGAAGCAGGAGACCUUUGUGAGAGAAGAAAUGGCAGAGGAGUUGAUCUUAAUCGAAAUUGGAGUGUAGAUUGGGGCAAAAAAGAAAAGGACUUCGAUCCAUAUGAAGAGAAUCCUGGGACUGGCCCUUUUAGUGAACCUGAGGCUCAGCUAAUGCGGAAGCUCUCAAUGUCAUUCGAACCACACAUAUGGGUCAACGUGCAUUCUGGAAUGGAGGCUCUAUUUAUGCCAUACGAUCACAAAAAUACCACACCAACUGGACUGCAAUCGCAGAAAAUGAGGGUCAUGCUUGAAACAUUAAACCACCUUCAUUGUGGAGACCGUUGUGUGGUUGGAUCAGGGGGCGGAUCUGUUGGGUAUCUGGCACAUGGGACGACAACAGAUUACAUGUUUGACGUGGCUAGGGUCCCCAUGGCUUUCACUUUCGAGAUUUAUGGAGACGAAAAGGCAUCCUCGAGAGACUGCUUCAAAAUGUUCAACCCUGUGGAUCAUUCCACCUUCAACAGAGUCCUCAAUGAAUGGUCUGCCACCUUCUUUGCUAUGUUCAACAUGGAAGCACACCAGAUGAAUGAUCUACAAGAAUCAACCCCUUUUAACAUGGAUCACUUGAUUUCCAUAGAUGAUUAUUUAAACGGGUACUUAAUCGAGCGGAAAAAUAGAUACGGGCAAAAGAAGGAAUUUAUCGACCUCGGUUUGCAGGAAAUCCGAACAUAUUUCCGACUCUUCUUGCUGUCUUCGGUGAUGUUAAUGUUCAUGUUCUGUUCUAGAAUCGCAAAGAGUAAUAGAUCACACUUGCCUUCCAUUUCUCUCUGAAAUCCUCGGCCUUUUUUUCCAGGAAAACCUAGAGAAAGGUGUGUAUUAUUACUUAUUUUUACGGGGUUUUCUCAUUGUAUUAUGCCCAAACAAUCAUCAUUCGGUUUCAGGUUCGUUAGCAAUUUUUUAAACGGAAACUUUCAGAUUAGUUUAUGAUUCUGAUUUGUACAACGUUAUUGACACGUCACGAAAGAUUAUUUCUUUGUCGUUUAUUUGUGCAAUAUGAAAGGUUUUCGAC
Cynara cardunculus var. scolymus (artichoke) is the source of this 1830-nucleotide messenger RNA. RefSeq names its product carboxypeptidase A6-like. The transcript is spliced from 11 exons. Lineage: Eukaryota; Viridiplantae; Streptophyta; Magnoliopsida; Asterales; Asteraceae. Gene Ontology annotation, molecular function: zinc ion binding; metallocarboxypeptidase activity. The record is from RefSeq and is a predicted model, not a curated record. Gene Ontology annotation, biological process: proteolysis. The coding region runs from base 285 to 1592 and encodes 435 amino acids.